GAGAGAGAGAGCCACAGUUCCCUCUGUGUUUUCGGCCGUCUGCGCAUGGAGUCGCUCUCGCUUUCCUCCAGUUCACCAUUUCCGUUCUUCUCUUCGUUCUCCUCGAGCCAGACAACGACAAAAACGCGAACCUCUCUCGCAUUCACGCACAGAUCGAUUUUUACUCCCAGAGCCACCAUGGACUUGUCUUCUCAAAACGAUGCUAAGCCCAAGGAGGCAAAGCUCUGGGGUGGAAGAUUCGAGAAAGGCGUGACCGAUGUUGUUGAGAAGUUCACCGAGUCCAUAUCAUUCGAUAAAGCUCUCUACAAGCAUGACAUCAUGGGUAGCAAGGCCCACGCUUCUAUGCUAGCCAAACAAGGCUUGAUCAGCGAGUGUGAUCGGGACAGAAUCCUGCAAGGUCUCGAUGAAAUUGAGAGACGCAUUGAGUCCGGUUUGUUCGAGUGGAGGAUGGACAGAGAGGACGUGCAUAUGAACAUUGAAGCUGCGCUUACUGAGAUGAUUGGUGAGCCUGCAAAGAAACUUCACACGGCACGGAGCCGAAAUGAUCAAGUUUUGACAGAUUUUCGCCUAUGGUGCCGAGAUGCUAUUGAUCGCAUUGUUCCAUGCAUCAAAAGUCUGCAGGUGGCCUUGGUGAAUCUGGCUCUGGACAACGAGGGGCUUAUUGUUCCUGGUUACACGCAUCUUCAGAGAGCACAACCGGUUCUGUUGCCGCAUCUUCUAUUAGCUUUUGUUGAGCAGCUUGAACGUGAUGCUGGACGUCUACUCGAUUGCAGAGCAAGGCUGAAUUUUUGCCCCCUAGGUGCAUGUGCACUGGCCGGCACUGGUCUUCCCAUUGACAGGUUUAUGACUUCUGAUGCUUUAGGAUUCACUGCUCCCAUGAGAAAUAGUAUUGAUGCAGUGUCCGAUCGGGAUUUUGUCUUGGAGUUUCUUUCUGCUAAUUCUAUUAUAGCCAUCCAUCUUUCUCGGCUUGGUGAAGAAUGGGUAUUGUGGGCUUCUGAGGAGUUUGGAUUUAUCACACCAAGUGACUCUGUUUCAACUGGAAGUAGCAUAAUGCCUCAGAAGAAAAAUCCAGAUCCGAUGGAACUUGUUCGAGGAAAGUCUGCUAGAGUUAUAGGCGACCUGGUCACCCUUUUAACGCUGUGCAAAGGACUUCCUCUUGCUUAUAAUCGGGAUUUGCAGGAGGACAAGGAGCCUGUAUUUGACAGUGUUAAGACUAUCAUAGGGAUGCUUGAAGUUUCAGCAGAGUUUGCACAGAACAUCAGCUUUAACCUGGAGAAAAUUCAAAAAUCUUUGCCUGCUGGCCAUCUUGAUGCGACAACACUUGCUGAUUAUCUCGUAAAGAAGGGAAUGCCUUUCAGAACUUCACAUGAUGUGGUUGGAAGGUCUGUUGCCUUGUGUGUGUACAAAAACUGUCAGCUUCAAGAUUUGAGUCUUGAAGAUAUGCGAAGUAUAGAUCCAGUAUUUGACGAGGAUGUGUACGAUUAUCUUGGAGCAGAAAACUCAGUUAAGAAAUUCUGCUCAUAUGGUUCCACAGGAUCAACUUGUGUUGCUACUCAACUUGAUUACUGGGCAACUAAACUUGAAGUUGACAGAAAUACACCUCGCCCAUGAAUGUUGCUGUGAGUUUGAGAUGGAGUGCUUUUGCUUGCUUGAGCCUGCAAUCCUUCAUCGAGAGGACUUCUAGAUUGCCUGUAACCGGAAUCAUACAGCGAGACAUUAAUGCCUAAAGCCUAAAGGGAUCAAAGUAAGACAAAAGGUAUUUGAGAGGAAUUGUAUGCUUUACUAAAAAUUCCAAUACUUUCGAUAGAUUAAUUUAUGUGCUUAAGUGUUUGUUCUUGUAAUUGAAAAUUUUCUCAAGCAUCUAGUUUUGAUUAAGACUA
Molecule: messenger RNA, 1880 nt
Organism: Tripterygium wilfordii
Lineage: Eukaryota; Viridiplantae; Streptophyta; Magnoliopsida; Celastrales; Celastraceae
Product: argininosuccinate lyase, chloroplastic
Exons: 6
Coding region: 46-1611 (521 amino acids)
Cellular component (GO): cytosol
Molecular function (GO): argininosuccinate lyase activity
Source: RefSeq, a predicted model, not a curated record